Molecule: messenger RNA, 774 nt
Organism: Acanthocheilonema viteae
Lineage: Eukaryota; Metazoa; Nematoda; Chromadorea; Rhabditida; Onchocercidae
Source: the annotation of a GenBank genome assembly
AUGAUGUUUAAGGUAUUAUCACAAGUAAACGGUGAUGUACGAAGCCGCAGGCAAGCCGGUUAUGAUAGCUAUUCGAGCAUUGAACAAGGACGUGGUAGAGAGGGACGUAGUGGCGCUGGAGUCAGCAGUAGCGUUCUAACAAGUUUUGGUGGAGGGGCACCUUCAGCACCUGGUGGUGGUUGCUGUGGUUGUGGCGUAUCACCACCAGGACCACCGGGUGAGCCUGGACCAGAUGGAAAUGAUGGUAGAGACGGUGAACAAGGACCACCGGGUAGAGAUGGACAGGAUUCCCAUCAGGCACCACCUACGAUGCCACAUAUUGAUUGGUGUUUCGACUGUCCGGAUGCACCAGCUGGUCCAGCAGGAAAUCCAGGACCAAAAGGUCCAAAGGGCGCACCUGGUCCUCCAGGAAAGGAUGCAGAUGGUGGCAAUAGAGGACCACCAGGACCACCAGGUAGUCCGGGACAAAGUGGCGCACCGGGUCAACCAGGUCCAAAAGGACCACCAGGACCGCCUGGGACUGUAGUGGAAACAUCCGCACUAUCGGGUCCACCAGGUCCACCAGGACCACCUGGUCAGCGUGGAUCACAAGGACCACCCGGACAAAGAGGAAAUCCUGGACAAGAUGGACUACCAGGACCACAGGGAGAUGUAGGAAAAGAUGGAGCACCUGGUAAACCAGGUAUCGAUGGAACAACUGGACCGCAAGGUGAACGUGGAUCUUCUGGUUCAUGUGAUCAUUGUCCACCCCCGCGAACAGCACCUGGCUAUUAA